Molecule: messenger RNA, 1199 nt
Organism: Branchiostoma belcheri (Belcher's lancelet)
Lineage: Eukaryota; Metazoa; Chordata; Leptocardii; Amphioxiformes; Branchiostomatidae
Exons: 3
Coding region: 146-853 (235 amino acids)
Biological process (GO): regulation of apoptotic process
Source: RefSeq, a predicted model, not a curated record
ACUACACGUACUACACGUACUACACAUUCAAUACGCAUUGAUCGAGUGAACAACCUGCUACCUAGCGGGUUCGAGGACUCCGGUUCUCCGUGAAGGUCACUGACAAAGUGACAGGAUAUCCUGAGCGGUGGGCCGGGGAGGUCUUAUGGAGGUACCGCGCCGUGCCCUACCGAACAUCGCCAGACCCCAGAAGCUACACCGCAUGACGGUAACGCUCGACAUCACAGCCCGCUUUCCCGGCAAGGAUCACAACAGCACACUUCAGCGGCCAGACAUGGACCGGACGUACCGGAAAGCUAUCGAGGCGGCCUGGCCUCGACUCGUGAGAGACCUGGUGCUGAAACCCACGUUCUUACAGCGCCUGAGGACACACGGUGUGUUCUCCCAGGAAGUUUUGAACAUCAUUCAGAAUGAGCCCACCCCAGUGCUGCAGAAGUCCCUGAUGUUAAAGUUGUUGAUGAACAGAGACUCUCGCCAGUUCCACCAGUUCUGCCAGGUCCUGUCUGACAGUGGUUAUCACAGCCUGGCCAGGGCACUGGAGGACCCACAGACUGACCAGCGCGAGCAAGCGGAGGCUCUGAAAGAGGAAGUGACGAGCCUGCAGCAGCAGAACCGCCUGCUGGCCCGGCGGGUGAGGCAGCUGGAGGUGGACCAGCAGCGGACAAACAAGAAACUUGCAGAGAUAACGGCAGAACUGAGAUCCAAGGACAGUCGGUAUGCAACACAGAGCUCUGCGGACGAGGACUUGCUAAAGAAGAGGAAUAGAACACUGAGGGAACUCUUAGAGAUGGAGGAACAAUACAGGAGACGGAUGACAAAACAAAGGGACGGGCGUGGACAGAAGUUAUUAUAGUGGCCUUUAGUUGCCGUAAGGAGAGAAAUGCCUCUACCCCUAUGAUGGGGUCAAAAAAUAGGUAUCAUUUUCUGAAUGCUGAAACUGACCAUUCUAAAUGAGUGGCCAGUAGAAUAUGUAUCGUUUGUACAUUUUUAAAAAUAAUUAUGAGAUACAACUGCUGUAACUAGGCAUACAAUGCCAGCUGCUAACAUGUUUGCAAAUAUUUUUCAUGCUGUCAUAAAUGAUGUCAGGGUAAAUGGUAUCAGAAGUAGGAUGCCAGGAGUAAGUUUUUGGUUUAGAAUUGAGCUUUUAUUUAAGUCGAGAAAAGUGUCAGAACUGCUGCUGUUCAAUAAAGUGUUAGAUA